AUGAGGAAAGAGAAAGAUAAAAAAAAAAAAGAGGUGAUCAUCUUGGAUGUGUGGAGGAGGAGCAGCACAGGGAUGGGAGCGAAAUGAGAUCUUUUAGGUUGUAGCUGCGUUUUCUUUUACCUGCCUGACGACGACGACGACUGCACGUUCAUGGGUGGACCGGACUCAAAGAGGGACCAGUGUUAGGACUCUGCAGCACCACGGACAGCGACAAUGACGCGGCUCCGCAGGAAGGCUCUUGUGGCACUUUUCCUCUUCACGCUCUUCAUAUUCGGGGCCAUGAUGGGACUCAGGACGCUGAAACCCAGCGACGGCUUCUCAGACCUGGCCCCCGGUAUUGACUUCAUCGGGGAGAGAUCCGACAGGAGGAGGCUUGAUGUGAAAGACGUGGCUGCGUCGCCGGGUCACUUCCACAUGGGCAGCAGCGACACUAAAGUGGUUUUCACCAAAUCAGACCGAGAUUACAGCAUAUUUUAUGACGUGCACAUCUUCUACUACCUGUGGUACGGAUCUCCCAGCAUGGACAACAAGUACAUUCACUGGGAUCAUGUGCUGGUGCCACACUGGGAUCCCAAGAUCGCAGCCAGUCAUGCCCAAGGAAGGCACACACCUCCAGAAGACAUUGCAUCAAGUUUUUACCCUGAGCUUGGACCCUACAGCUCCAGGGACCCAAAGGUGCUGGAGUCACACAUGGCCCAGAUAGAAGCAGCUGCAGCAGGGGUGCUGGUGUUGUCCUGGUAUCCUCCCGAGGUGGCAGACGACCACGGGGAGCCCACAGAGGACAUGGUUCCUGCUGUCAUGGACGCGGCCCACAGGCACAGCAUCAAGGUGGCCUUUCACAUACAGCCAUACAAAGGACGGACGGACCAGAGCAUGCAUGACAACAUCAAAUACAUCAUCGACAAGUAUGGAAAGCAUGGCGCCUUCUACAGAUUCAGGUCCAGCACAGGGCGAGUCCUGCCUCUGUUUUAUGUCUAUGACUCCUACUUGAUGCCACCAGAGUCCUGGGCAGAGCUCCUGACAACCAAAGGCUCCCACAGCAUCAGAGGCACGCCUUACGAUGGCGUCUUUGUCGCCCUCAUUGUUGAAGAGCGCCACAAACAUGAAAUCCAUGCUAGUGGGUUUGAUGGCAUCUACACCUACUUUGCCUCUAACGGCUUCUCCUUUGGCUCGUCCCACCAGAACUGGAAAGCCAUCAAGACCUUCUGCGAUGCAAAUAAUCUGCUAUUUAUUCCCAGUGUUGGUCCAGGGUACGUGGACACAGCUGUUCGGCCAUGGAACAACCACAACACCAGGAAUCGGGUUAACGGACGUUACUACGAGACAUCUUUGCAGGCAGCUUUGUCUGUCAGACCAGAAAUCGUCACCAUUACCUCCUUUAACCAAUGGCACGAAGGCACGCAGAUAGAGAAAGCUGUACCCAAGAAAACUGUGACCCGUUUGUACCUAGACUACCAGCCCAACCAACCAGACCACUACUUAGAGCUCACUCGCCAAUGGGCGGAGAACUUCAACAAGGAGAAGGACAAGUGGUUGAUGUGAGAAAGGCUUUAUUUCUUUGGUAGAUGCCCUGAGCAUGACCAGAAAUGACAUUAAGUCAGCGCUGUUAAAAGACGACCCCUUUACGUUCACCUGAUUUUCUCCAACUCUGAGCACUUCUGAUCAGAUUACCCCAAAAAUGUUCACUCUACCCUUACUGUUUUUAAUCACUAACAUUUUUUGUACAGGUUAAUAUGUCACUGAUGUGUUGAAGCUACAAGGUCACAAUGACGGACAGCCAAUCAUUGUUUCCCGAUAACAACUCUGUUCUGUAUCAUCGAGAAAAUAUGGCAAUGUAUAGUAACUCUGCUCUGUAGGAGUUUUUUUUCUUUUCUUAUUUUCUUAUGAUGAAAGACUUUUUUCCUGUAUUUCUUCAAAGACAAAUUAAAAUUUGUGUCUGUUUA
Larimichthys crocea (large yellow croaker) is the source of this 1943-nucleotide messenger RNA. RefSeq names its product mannosidase endo-alpha like (gene maneal). Gene Ontology annotation, molecular function: alpha-mannosidase activity. Lineage: Eukaryota; Metazoa; Chordata; Actinopteri; Sciaenidae. The record is from RefSeq and is a predicted model, not a curated record. The coding region runs from base 214 to 1542 and encodes 442 amino acids. The transcript is spliced from 4 exons.